GCUGGCACUCGCUUCAAUAUCUCACAUGUGGAAAGAAGGACGAAGAAUGCUCGGGUCUCGCCAAGAACGAAAAUAAACAAGAGAAGGCUCUCGCAAUAAAAGAGGGGGAAAUGCAAUCUACUCUCUGAUGAAUAGCCGAGCUGAGCCAGGAUGGUCACCGACGCCCCUCCCCGCCCCUGCUGCAACUUUUCUGGGGGCGCGUACCGCUGGCGCCGAUGCAUGCCCUACCUCAUCUUUGCCAUGCUCAUUGCUUUUGUGCAGUUUUAUGCCAUCACCGUGCGGGAUCCACACUUCAUUCGCACUACUUUCCAGUCCAUCGCCAACAUGAGACAUCGGAGAAACGACAGCGGUCCCCUCCACGUUCUGCUCAUCGCUUACGCUAGGACGGGAUCCUCGUUCGUGGGCGACCUGUUGCAGAGUCUGCCGAACACUUUCUAUCAUUUCGAGCCGCUGCAUUUCCUCGGCAAUCCCGUCCUCAAUGACAGCGUCCAAGAAGCCAGAGCCUUGUUGGAUAAAGUCUUCCGGUGCAACGUCUCAUCGAUUGAUGGCUUCUUGAAGUGGCAACGGAAGCAUAAAGGCUAUAUGAAAUUUAAAAGAAGUUUAAAUUACUGGAAGGAAUGUUCCAAAAAGAACUUCUGCUACAAUGGUUCUUACAUUGAUAACUAUUGUCGUAAGCAUGGAACAAUAGUCAUAAAAACAAUCCGUUUAAAACUACCAGAUGCAGCCGAGCUCUUCAUUACCCAUCCACAUCUAAAUUUAAAAAUCAUCUAUCUGGCCAGGGAUCCCAGAGGUUCGAUAAAUUCCAGAACAAAAUUCCCCGUGUCUCAGUGGUGCAAACGAGAUCCCAUGUGUAUUAACCCAACUCAUUUCUGUUCUGCUUUGGGCGAAGAUUUGAAAAUCGUCUGUACUUUGUCCAAAGAAAGACCUGAGGACUUCAUGGUGUUACGCUAUGAAGAUCUAUCGAUUGACCCAUUUGCUACCACCACUCGCCUAGUGGAAUUUCUAGGACUGCAGUCUAUACCGUCAGAUACUCAGGCGUUCCUAAAUUCUCAUACAUCUGUGAUAGGUAACGUCAGGGAAAAGUACAGACCACAAGGCCUAGAUUAUCCUUAUUCAACGUUCCGUAACUCUUCUAUAACAGCAAUGUCGUGGAGAUCGCAAAUGUCUUUCAAAAGAGUAACUCUUUUGCAAACGACAUGUCAGACUGCUCUGACAGGAUUGGGUUAUUAUGCUUAUUCGACUACAGCAUCUCUGCGUUCCAACCUGAACUUCGAUACUAAUGUCGACGAUGCAGUCCGCUCAUUUUGUUCAGUAAAUUAAUACAUGUCUAAGAAUUUGAAUAUUAAGUUAUUUGACGUCACAAAUAUUUUUGUUAUGUAUUGCACCUGAUACAGUGAUAACUAUUUGUUCAAUUCUGUAAACACACUCAACAGACUUAGAUUUGCUUUUCAGUCUAUUACAUUGCCUAACAUUUUUUGGAAUAUUACAAUAGCCGUUUCAUUUUGAAUUUAAGAUAUUGCAAUUGCAAUUGUACACACCUCUGAUGAGAAUUAAUAACAUUAAGUAAAAUAAUAUAAACAAUGUUUGAACAUUUUAAAAACUAGGUCUACAUAAAAUCACUACAAAAAAUUAUUGCUCGAUACGAUUUUUCCCAGCAAAUUUGGACUCAUUAUCAUCAAGGAAAACUUGUACAUUGUAAUCGUAAGAAUUGCAUCAAAUAAUGGAGACAGAAAUUUAUAGUAAUUUUAAGAAUCAUUUUUGCAAUCCUUCGUGAAUUCCAUGAUUAAAACAAAUCAUUCCUUUAUAUACCUAUAUUUUUAACAUGUAUUUAAUUGUGCAUUCUUUUCAAACGAAAUCAAUGUAAAGCUUAUAAUAUGAAUAAUAUAACUCAUAACUGAACCACUCAAUCAAUAGUGGCUCAGAUUUUUUGUGAAUUCCAAGUCUUAAUGAGACUUUCAUAAGACUCUUGGAGCAUAAACAAAAUUAACAAUACUCAACAGUGAAUUAUGAUGCCCUGUAUGUGUCAUUUGAUAUAAAAUCUGAAUUUGUUUCCUUUCGUAUUAUCAAAGGGAUAUAGAAAUAUUUGCCUUCACAUUUAAAUCACAAAUUGCUACUCAUUGUGAAAUUUUUGCUCUAUAUUAUUUUACGGUCAUUUCUGCAGUUUUUCAUAAAACUUAUAACAUUUAAUUCAAAAAAUUAUCCUGUAAUCUGAAACCAUCUUAACUUCAAUAUCAAAUGCUUCUUCGCCUAAAUUAUUUUUGUAUUCAGUUGUUUAGUGUUUGUAAUGAAUUCUUUGAAAUUUUACAACAAUAACCAUGCUCACUAGCGACCACUCUGGAAUCAUUUAGACUUUAUGUGAUAAUACACUGCUUAAUGAGAGAGAUAAUUCAUUGCUGCAUAUUUAUUUUAAACACGCAGAAGUUUUUUUACUAAACUGACGCUCUCACCAAGCAACUAUAUUAAUCUAUAUUUGGCCCAUAAUAUUAUUUUAAUAGAAAAGCAUUAUAAACAUAUCAUAUCAAAAACAGUCCAUCCAUUUAAUAAAAAUACAAACGUACUUUGUUUUUACUUUUUUUUCUAAAAAGUUAUUUUAAAACACAAAACUGAAUAUACAUUUUCUAAAGAUAUAAUUUCUUCAAAAAAUUUUAUGGAGAUUCGUAAUUUGUUGCGAAUUAAAAAAAAUAGCACAUCACAAAUAUUCGGAAAAAUGGUGCAAAAAUGAUUUUUUUUUUUUUUUUUUUUGCUAAUUUAUCAUCGAAACAAAACAAAAAAGAAAAUAGUAUCAUAAAACAGAUAGACUGUAUUGAAUAACGAUAAGGAUAAUUAUAUUUUAAUAAAUAAUACAAAAAUUUAAAAAUAAAACCAUUUUGAAGUCUCUUUUAAAGGAAUUCUUCUUUUUAAAAAAUGACGCAUUCAAUAAAGAACAUCUUAUUUGCUAAACAGCGAUGAUCUCGAAUAUUUACCUCAAUAUCCGAUAUCGUGCGACUUUUUUAUUAAUGUUUCGAGUCUUAGAAAUCAGUGAAAUCGCCACAUUGUCAUAUUAAAAUGAACUAUAUUAAAGUAAUAAAAAGUCAUUUCAAAUAUUCCCCCCUAGUGCAAUUACGUUAUUCAAAAUAUAUUAUCUAUAUAAUUUUAAUUUAAGUACAUUAUUUUGCUAUUUAAAAUCCAAAUUUCUCAGCGCAUUAUGGAAUUGAUUUCUAUUACAAAAUACGUUAUCAAUUUCAUUUGCACAAAUUAAUUUUGAAUACUACAGUACUGUAAGGGAAUAUUUAUAAAAUAAUAAAAUGAAAAAUCGUGGAUUAAAAUGAAAAAUACUCUUUGAUCAUCCUUUCCGUUUCAGCCGAUGUGUUUGGAGUUUACGAAUUUGUGAAGAAAGCGUCAUAAAAAAUGAGCUUGUUCUUUGACUUUUUUCUAUGUGAAAAAAGGGCUAUCUCGCCAUUUAUACAUUUUGAGAAGAUUUUUUUAAAUGAUUAUUUUGUUCAAACGAUUAAAAAAUGAAAAAUUUGAGUCGGGUUUUUAUUCCAAUUAUUGUGUCGUUACUCAUAUCUACAAAAAAAAUAAGAAAAUUCAUUAAAUAUUAUUAUUAGUCCGUCAAAAAGUAUAAAUGCUCGCAACAUGCAAAUUUUGAAAUCAAACACAGUGUGUCUUUUGAUUGAGUAAUGUGUCUUCUUCGUUGUACAUAAGUAAACACAGUCUUCAGAUUUAUUCUUCUAUCAAGCUUUCCAUCGGCCGCCCUCAGUUUUCCUUCUUCGAAAGGAUUUCUCACAGUAAGAGCCCUUAACAACCGGAGAUAUAUAAGAAACGAAUUUCUAGGGCUUUUCUCAGUACGCAUACAUAUAAAAAAAUAGAUAAUACUUAUUUCAAUCUGUUUAUUUUUUAAAAAAAUAACAAAAGUUCUUUAUGCUUGUGCAUAAAUGAACUUUAGAUACAUCCAUUUCAAAUUCCUUUCUUUAUUCUCAGUAUAUAAGAUCAAAGAUGAAGAUGGUAUGAUUCGAUAUUUCAUUAUAUAAGUCUUUUUAUUCUGUGGAGAUUUUAAAAAAUAUCAAAUAUCCUGAAAACGUAAAUAAUUUAAAUGAAAUUGAAAAUAUUUUAUUAUUUUUUCAGUUUUUAGUGCUUUUAUAUUGAGAAAAAAAAGGGUAAAUUCCUAUUUCAAUCAUGAAAAAUCAUUUGCAAAAAUUUAAAAAGAAUCACAAAUAAGAAAAUUAAAUUACAGUUCUUUAAAUUUGGAUUUUUUUCAUUUUUAAAAAUGGCACCAUAUUACAAUCUAAUGGUAACAUUCCUUUCAUAAGAUUUAUUAUUUUACUUUAUUCAUUCAUAUUUUUAUUUAAUCAGAUUUCAACAAUUGCACCCAUUUGUUAUAGAAUGAAUCAAUUUUUAGAAAAUUUUUAUUAUUUUGUUUAAAAAAGAAUUUCUCUGAAUUUUCUGCAAUUGUGAUCAUUUCCAUCUUUUCCGACAUAUUAAAAUAAAUGAAAUGUUAAUCUAAAAACCAAUUAGUUUAUAAGUUUCCGAACUGAAUCUGUUUGUUGAAUCGUUGUUUAUUAUCUGCUUUUUAUAUUCUAAUUAUUCGGAAAAUAAAACAUCAAUUAAUAUUAUUUCUAAAGUAAUAUAAAAAUAUCAACUUCGUUUUCUCUUGCAUUUUAGUGAUAUUUUUCUCCCAGGUAAUACGUAUUUUAAAUUGCAAUCAUACCUCAAAAAAAGAGUAAUAAUAAUAAUAAACUUUGCGAUUUAGCUGGAAAUCUUUCAAAACAAAACAACUCAGAUACCCAAAAUUUUGCUCCGUGAUGUUUCAACUGUUGCUUUUUUGGCAUCAAAUUUUUUUAAGUUCUUCUUUCAGCAAUUUUUAAUAUAUAGGUUUCAUAAUUAAUUAAAGUUCUAAAAUAUCAUUUAAAACCUAAAAAUGUGCAGGUUUCAUCUGAAUUAAAUAGAAGUUUAAUGAAAGGACAGAAUCAUUUGAGUCAAUCUAUUUUGUAUCUAGAGAUAUGUUGAACACACGGCCAACUUGACAUCAGGAGCCUGAAAUUCGGUUGACCAUAAUUCAACAUCAGCUUCAUUAGAAGGGAAAAUUUUCAGUUAUAUUGGCAUUAGUUAAUUUGGGGAAUUUGAAUUUCCAACUUCACAUUCUUUAGAUUAAAUUCAGAAAAAUGGAGAUAUUAAGAAUUUUAAUAUUGAGCCGACUUGCAUUAAAUAAACAAAAAUUGCCUCUUCUUUAAAAAUCUUUUUUUGGAAACGAGAAGCUUUGAUUUUAAUGUAAAAGCUCUGAGUAGUAAGCAGCUUUAAGAUACUUUUUGUUGGAUUAUACAUUUCUUGAAUGUAUUUAAAUGUAACGUGCAUUCGAAAUAUGAAUGUAUUUUCAAUUUUACGAGGUGUUGCAAUUUGUAAUUUAAUGAAUAAUACUUCUGAAAUAGUAUGACAGAUAUUGCAGUGGUCUUGAAGCAAAUAUAAAUUUUAUUGCAGAAUAUUUCACUAAUAAUAUGUCAUCUAAACUCAAUAUUCGAAGGAACAUCCACAUUCUACCUAAAUGUUGCUGGAAAUCAACAUCUAUACCAGUAAUAAAUAUUCUCAAAGCUUUACCGUACUGUCUUCAAUUCUUUGCAGAAAGAUUUGUCUUCAAUUUUAUUUUUGUUAUAUUAUGUUGAUUUGAUUAUAUUUGAUAUUUUUAAUAUUGAUUCAUCUAUAAUCUGUAAGACAUAUUUUGUGUAUCCGAACAUAACGCAUCUAGGUAUCUCCCUCCAAUGCAUUUGAGCUUCUUACAUUACAACAGAAAUGAGCAAGUUCGCGGUAUUUCUUCGAAAUUUGGGAUUUUGAAGAUGACAUUUCGUAGAAAAAUCUUCUUUCAGAUGUUCAUUUCAAAAAAAAAAAAAAUCGAACGAUAAAACUUGUUUAUUUCUGAAAUUUAUAACCAACAAAUGUUUUGUUCGAAAAAUGUCUAAUGUCGGGUUGAUUGAAUGAAUGCUUAAAAAUUAUUUUAAAAAUCUCUGAGUAUUAAUGAAUUACAAUUGAAAAUCGCAAAUGAAAGAUAAUUCUUUUAUUCCUUUUUCCAUGUUGCGAAACAUCCACGGUUCGCCUUUCACAGUAUUAUUUCUAGUCAAAUUUGAAAUACUAAUUAUAGAUUAUUUGUUUAUAUUACAUUUGUUUCUGUUAUAUUUUAUGUUAAAAUAAUUGUGAAACAAAUAAUACUAUUGUAAUUUAUAUAUUUUGUUCUAUUCUUAGAUGUGAGAAAAGAAAUUUUAGUCAUUUGGAACAAAUAUUUUAUUAUCUCUUCAAAUGACUUCAAUGUAUCAGUUUCUAUCUGAUUGAAAUAAAUGUUGAAUUGUUUUGCUU
Molecule: messenger RNA, 6321 nt
Organism: Argiope bruennichi
Lineage: Eukaryota; Metazoa; Arthropoda; Arachnida; Araneae; Araneidae
Product: carbohydrate sulfotransferase 1-like
Exons: 4
Coding region: 151-1320 (389 amino acids)
Biological process (GO): N-acetylglucosamine metabolic process; sulfur compound metabolic process
Molecular function (GO): N-acetylglucosamine 6-O-sulfotransferase activity
Source: RefSeq, a predicted model, not a curated record